CUUCAAUUCUCCUCCAACAACUUUCAAGGUCAUUCAUUCUCUAUAGACGAUGGCAUCAGUCAACCUCAACCCUGUCAAUCCAGAUUACCCACUAGUUCGAGAUAUAUACACUGUCAUCCCAGCUCCACCCACAAGGAUCCCUGUCCUGAAAGGGGGCCUUCUAGCUACCCAUGUCCUCAGAUCAGCUUGGAAUGUUAACAGAAGCACCCCAUCAUUCCCAAACCACCCGCACCUGUUCACCAUUCCAGGCCACUCCCUUUUCAAGGCCCAGGAAUUUGCAAAAGCAAUGAUGGCACCAAUCAUGUGGAACAUCCAGAAAAUCUCUUAUUCGUCCCUAGACUCAUCGCACUCAAAUGGCAAUGGACACCAUGCAGAGUUUUUCUUUAAACUAGACUACCAGUGUCCAUGCAGUGGCAACCCUAUGGAUACCCCUGAAAUCGAAUUAUUACCUAAGGAAAAUCAUCAAUAUACCCGAUUUGGAUGCAAGGCCCAGUUUUCAGUUUCACAUCACAUCAAAACUAAUUCCUUGCGAGUGGUCUGGCAUUGGCGCCACAAUCAUAGCCUUAGGGCCGAACUCCAUCAUCGCUUACCCAUCAUCACUUGCCCACCAAUCAGAUGCGAAAGCUACAAUGCUGAGGAGUUGGUGGACUCAGAGGACGCUUCCGAUCUCGAGAUUGUCAGCCAUUCGAUGUCCACGCAUGCAGUCAGUCAUCACGAUAUCAAGAUAAUAAGACAAGCUACCGGGCCGAAGAAAUCGCAGAUUGAUAGAACCGGAAGCAACUUAUCUCAAACAGCCUCUCCCUCUCCCCCCAAACAGGAUCCUCAUUCUGGCCGUCCUGCCGCGUCUUGUCAUGCCCGGGUUCAGACUGCCCUACCCGCGGAGCACAAUUCACCAGUUGAAUGCUUUGAUGAGACAUGCAGACCUAAAUUUUGCACAUGCCCGACACUUGUCAGAACCACUGAGCCAGUUUCUGAGUUUUCUGGAGAAAGUCUGGGCACGGAAGAAGAGAUGCUGAGCAUGAAAGAGAAAUUGGAGAGAUCAGGAUCUUUGGCACUGAAGGAAAUCGUUAGAAUCAUGAAGGAUAUCAACAAACGCAGCGAGUUCCUCAGAAACGUCUCGCCCUUGUUAAUGGAACGGUACAUGAGAUCGAUGUACGCAAUUUUGAAGAUGACAACUCUCAAGUGGGUCGAGGUCUCAGGCGUGUCGAAGGCGAGACAAUCGAAUGACGAGGACUCGAAGACGAAGAACUUGAUUCUGGGGUUCGAUGCGGCAGGGAGAAAGUAUUUGAGGAGGACGAUGAUGUUGGUCGAUGGAAGAAAGUAUCGGGAGCGCUUCUGUGUGCAUAGCUCGUUCGAUUUGGUUGACCAGUACCAGGAGUGCUGUUGGGACCUGCUCGACAUGGUCAUCAACAAUUGCCCAAGUUUACAGGAGAAGAAGAGGAGACGCAAUGAAGAGGAACGAGCUGUAGCCAAUUAA
Puccinia graminis f. sp. tritici CRL 75-36-700-3 is the source of this 1477-nucleotide messenger RNA. RefSeq lists its product as uncharacterized. Bases 50 to 1477 code for a protein of 475 amino acids. The transcript is spliced from 2 exons. The record is from RefSeq and is a predicted model, not a curated record. Lineage: Eukaryota; Fungi; Basidiomycota; Pucciniomycetes; Pucciniales; Pucciniaceae.